Messenger RNA from Daphnia pulex (common water flea), 3517 nucleotides. RefSeq names its product trafficking protein particle complex subunit 11-like (gene gry). The record is from RefSeq and is a predicted model, not a curated record. The transcript is spliced from 13 exons. Lineage: Eukaryota; Metazoa; Arthropoda; Branchiopoda; Diplostraca; Daphniidae. The coding region runs from base 143 to 3457 and encodes 1104 amino acids. Gene Ontology annotation, cellular component: cytoplasm.
AGCAUUAUUUUUUGUUUUUCUAUGUUUGAUAUUUCGUCUGCUACCGGGGUAGAGUUUUAGGGUGGAAAUUGUUCGUAGUUUUGUUUUGGCUUCUCAUGGUUUUUACACAUUGUUCAUCAUCGCCCUUGAAGUUAGAAAAAUAAUGAGCUCGGAUCUCGAAUUACCCGAAGAGUUGGUGGAUCGACCGUUAGCGUUGGUCGGUCUGACGGGACUGAAUGUUGAAACGAAUCAGACUCACCUGCUGAUAUGGAACUCUUUCACGUCAUCUAAUCGAAGCGAGAGACCUCCCCUCCAUUUCGUUCUUUUUGGAGUUAAUCAUGCAUUCCCCCUGGCGAAACCUGAUAGAACGUCAUAUGAAUGGUACAUUCCUAAAGGCAUCCUCAAAAGAAAAUGGAUGUCCAAACACCUGAAACAGAUUCCAGGUGUCUUGGUUCUCUUCUAUGAUUUGGAGUGGGACGAUCCUGCAUGGAAAGCUAAACAUGCAGAAUGUGCACAUCUAAUCCAAACAACUCGUAUGAAGCUUAUGGGAAGGGGUAGUAAGCUCUGCCUAGUCCUCUUACAAAAUAGCCCUCCAUUACCUUCCAGUGAAGAUAUUUUGGCAGCAGAUAGAGCUGCAGCUUUGUGCCAAGUGUGUGAAUUACCACCUAAAUCGCUCUUUGUCCUUCCUUGCCGUAGCGAUCAUCUACAGGGAUACACCUUGAGGUUGGAGAGCGCAUUUUACGAACUUUGUCAAAGUAGUUAUCAUUUGUCAUCGAGGGCCGUUCGCUCCCACCGCGACCAAUUGAACCGUACAAAUCACGGCUACUUGUUUGUGAGACAUCAGUUUAAAAUCGGAUUUUACCACGAGCUUAAGCAGGACGUUGCCAUGGCGCACAAGCAUUACAGCCAAUCGUAUGCCCAUUUGCUAGAGCUUCGCAUCACAGAUGCCAAUGUCACUGAAGUGAAGAUUGUCGCUGGAUACAUCGGCUACAAGGUCUGGCGUCUCUCGUUCUUGCUCAAUCUGCCUCGCGAAGCUAUCGCCCAUUUCAGGAGUCACAUGGACUUUUUUCGGCUGCGGAUUGGUAACCCUUUGAGCAAAUUCGAACAUCACGCCUGGCUGGCUGCCCAAUUUUCGACGUUUGGCAGUUUGUUUGACGAUGCGAUUGAGUUAGGACUUCCGGCAAUCCAGACUCAACAUCCUGGCUUCUUCUACCAACAGUCUGCGCAGCAAUCCAUCCUAAGGAAGAAGGCUUGCUACCAAGAUUACGAUGCUCUCGACGAAACUGUCAUUAAUAACUUGACUCCAUUAUCGUUCGGCGAAUCGUCACAAUUGGAAUUCUUCGGUCAAAGACCCUGGCGACCUAGUCGGUUGAGUCUUGAACCAGCUGAUAUGAAAGCUGAGAACGACGGGAUUGCUGCAAUGUUAAUCCGCGAAAGACAUCAAGUUGAUCUCACGGGUAUGAUCGUUGCUGCUCUUACAAAUGCAGUAAAUCAAUUUAAAAAUCACCGAUCUCCUCGGAUGAAGCAGUAUUUAUUGGUACAAAUGGCGGAAGAAUAUUGCCGAUCGGAAAACUUUGCGGAAGCCCUUACGUUGCUCGAACCUUUGCUCUGGGAUUACCGCAAAGAUUUCUGGUGGAUGCCACUGACAUCUUUACUCCAGUUGGGUUUGCGUUGUGCUUUUCUUUCCGGUCGGCCUGCCGAAUACUUCACAUAUGCCGUAGAAUUGUGUUCCCGGGUGACGAUGAAAAGCCAAGAUGAAAAGGGCCAAUUAUUCGAUAAUCUCAUCGGAAUCCUACAAAAGAGGAUACCACCGCCGCCUCCCGACUCUACCGCGGUUUCGUUGGCUACUCAACUAUGGGCUGAUCAAUUUGCAAGUUUGGCCAGCGGCGCCUGCGUAACCACGAUCGUUACCAACACGAUUUCGUCAUUCGUUGAAGUCAAGGCCACUUUUACUCAAAAGCAAUUUGCUGCCGAAGAUGUUGUCGAACUCGAAGUUCACGUUAGUUAUACGGGUCCAAAGGCGAUACAGUUCACCAGUUUACACGUGGCUCUCAACAAUACUGCCUAUUUGCCCUUUUGUCAAGUGAAGGAUCCGGAAGAGUUGGAAUUUGAACCCAAUCAGAUCCGACACUACGAGUUUGAAUUUGCUGCGCAAUCUCAAGACAUUGGUGCGGAACUUCAAAUUGUUUCAGUCACGUUGGAGAUGGGGCAUGACCUUGUGGCUUAUUUGCGAUGCGAAGGAUCUUCCAGUGAAGAAUUUGGGUCAUCACGUUCUGAAUUUCCUUCGGCUACAGAGAAAGGUUUGUCCGGUUUGUUUGUAUUGAACACGGCCGAAAUUCUGCCCCGGACUGCAAACGUUGAGCUUUUGAUCCGACAUGACGCCCCGGCCCUUCGUGGUGAAUGUUAUCCGCUUCACCUUGAAUUGGUCAAUCGGGAAAAAGAAGAUAUUAGCAACGUCACGGUGACUGUGACGACUAGCAGCACUGACGGCCGAGUUCACGACCAGCCUAAAAUCGACGGCAAUUUGUCGGUUCAGUUGAAGAGCGAAGAAAUCGCAACCGGGCAAACAUGCCAAUGGAACGUGUUUACUCAAAUGGAGCAGCCUGGUAAACAUUACGUCACGUUUCAGGUCAAUUACGAAAUAACCAGCGAGGUGUGCAAUAGUAAAUGCACUUACAAGAGUCAGUACGUCAAAACGCUCGAGCUGGAAACGGUCCAACCCGUCGAGUGUGAGGCUCAGUUUCAGACGAUCCAGUUCCAGCCAUUGAGACAGAUCCCCGUAGGAGAGCCUUGUGUCGCUGUGAUGACGGUGACCAACUUGUCGCCAUUUCCUUUACUGCUGGAGCAAGGCGUUUGGAAAUUUGACCCAUUGCUAACCAAUCAACCCAUGCCCAAUAGUCAGCUAUCUGGGUUGACACUUCAAAAAGGAGAAAAAGCCAACGAUGUGGCCGUACUUUCACUUUCGAAUGGGGACAAUCGCCAUAUAAGGACAGGAUCCUACUCUUUGAAAUGGAAAAGGGCGAAUCAAUCAAAAGUGGAAGGAUAUAAAAUUCCUUACUCGGCCAGUUCGUUCGACUUACCCGAAAUGGAAACCUGGAGCAUUCCGUUGCGAAUUCAAGUCAAACUACCUGCUCACGGAUACGUUCGAGAGUCAAUGAACAUGGCUAUCAUCAUUCACAAUCCAGGCACUAGCUACGUUGAACUGGAUGUCUACAUGAGUUCCAAUGACGCUUUCAUGUUUUCUGGAAACAAACAAAUUAAGAUUCAGAUUUAUCCAGAAGAUGAGUACGAACUCAAAUACAACUUGUAUCCGCUGUUGUCCGGUUUUGUGGCUUUGCCUCCACUCCAGUUGAAAACCACGACGUCGGCCAUCGAUCAAGUAGCGGAGAUGGAUCAGACGGUUCUAGAUGAGCUGGUCAGCCGUUACGUCCCUACCCACAUUUAUGUUUUGCCGCAGGCGAAGAAUGGCAACAAGUAACGUGCUACGUUCCGACUAAAAUAAAACUAAAUCGUUUGUUAAUGAAUGAAAUUUCAAAGG